AUGGCGACGGACGUGCAGACGUUGGGACGGCCAACCUUCCUCGGCCAGCUGUACAACUCCCAUACCGGCAGUCUUUUGAAUGAUUCCCUGUUCCCCUCCGAAAUUUCUGUCCAAUCGACCGACACCGAGCCCGCGCCAUUCAUGCAAAUCGAGUAUGGCGAUGUCAGGACGGCCAAGGAGCGGGCGGCAAAGCUCGAUGUCUCGGCCUCCCUCUCCUGCUCCAUCCUGGGCGGCUCCAUCGAUUUGUCCGGUUCUGGUUCCUACCUCGAUCGCUCCGAGAGCACGGAAGAAUCCGCCUCCAUCACGGCCUACGUCAAGACCAAGACCAAGCACACCCACCUGCGAAUCCAAGAGGCGAACCUGCAGAACGCGGUCCAGAUAUCGCCGGAAAAGUUGCGCAAGACGGGAGCGACGCACGUCGUCACCCAAAUCACGUACGGUGCCAAUCUUGUCGCUUCCUUGACCGAGUCCAACUCCACGUCCAACAAGGAGACCGAAACGAAAGGAGAAUUCUCCAUCAAGGUCUUCCAGAGCAUGGGCGGCUUUGCCGGCGCCGAGGGGCAGGCCCGCUUGGAGAUGAGCGAGCGGGAGAAGGUGGCCAACUACUCGCUCGAGCUGCGCAUGAAUGGCGACUUCCUCGACGCGGGAAGCGCCGUGAGAUUCCCGGUGACGCCUGUUGCUCUUUCGGCCAAACUUCUCAAGGCAACAGCGCUCUUGAACGUGCCCGUGCCCAUGACCUUCUCCUUGACCCCUCUCAGCUUUUUCGACAAAGUUUCCACCGUCCUCCUCUUCAGGGAGCUGGAAGAUUUGGAGCUGCAGAACAUGAUUGGCCUCUACGACAGCAUCGUCACUCUUGACCAGGGCCGCAAGAAGCUCUUGGCUAGGGUCAACGAGAAGGAAGGAGACUUCUUCCCGACGUUCCGAAAGGACUGCCAGGCUGGCGAGAGGAGGGUCGAGCUGCUCGUGUCGCAAUACCGAGCAAAUCUCGGCACUUUUCUCCGCGAAAUCCGUGCCGAGCCGGACAGGGAUGGUGUCCAGGCCGCCAAGGACUUUCUCCUGACCGGCAACAAGAUCUACGACGAGGAAAAGGAUUCCUUUGACAAGGCCCUUUCCACCUGGAUCGCAAGGAUCAACUUGUUGAAUUUGGCUGCCAAGAGUGGCAUGCCCUUUGUUAGCGUAGCCGACCUCUCGGCGAAGAUGAACCUACCAGGUCAGCCGCCGGUGGCACUUGUGUUGGUGCCUCCCAAUGUGCUCACAAACACGUUGAUCAACACCUACGAUGGACUCGUUGACACCAUCAACAAGUGGUACGCACAGACGCAUGAGCCCGAGAGAGGAGCGCAAGCAGUCACACCACCGCCGCCAAUUUCCUUUUGUUCCGUAUACGCGGAUACGGAUGUAGGACUCGACAAGCAAUUGCUGCUGUUGGAUGGUGAGUCGACGGCCAUCAAACAAGCCCUCGUGAAGGCAAGAGGGUCAAAUCAGCCUGCCCUGUUGUCCUAUGGAGUUUCAAAGGGAGACCAUCUCGGCCUUGUCGACUGGAAAUACUCCGGAAUCGGGGGAGGAGAAUCCACGUGGGGAAUCCUCGUCGACGAGGGCGCUGGAACAAAGUACGUUGGCGACUUGAGAGACUCUCUGCCCCAUGGUUCGGGCACCAUGCGACUCUCAAACGGUUCCACCUACACCGGCUCCUGGUUCCAGGGAACGCGCGAUGGAAAGGGCACCCUGCGACGAAUAGACGAGACUGUCGAGUACGAGGGCAUAUUUGUCGAUGAUGCGCUGCGUCAUAACGGUCGAGUCAUCACCGUCGUUGUCUACAAAGAUCAUAUUCCCGUCGACACGGCCACUUUUGCCGUGGAGUGUGUCAUUGAUCCGACAUCAUUGGACCAGAUCGAGGCGGCGCUUCCAAAACAAGUGGCCAAGAUUGCGAAAGCCUUUGGAUGGAAAGACGACGAGAGCUACCGCCUCGUCACUACGUGGGAGGGUCAAGAAUACGUCUGGGAGCAUUUCUUGGAGAACGAGCGCAACGAGUUCCUUGUCGAUUCCGAGUUCGUACUCCUGGAGGCCGCAUACCGAACAACGUUGCCGGCUCCUAGGUUGGUUCCGGGCCGAUAUUUUCCGUAUUCUUCACGAAUUUACGUUGUUACGAAUGGUUCGACAUCAAAGAACCUUUCAUACUCCGGUACACGCCAGUUUAUCGAGAAGGUGUUGCCAAUGAACCCUUGGCUAGCUGGGUCGGGAGCAGUUCGUUCCGGUGAUGAGGUUGUCAACAUUGCAACCCUCGACUCUCUGAACGGAGGUUUGCCGCCAAUAAUCAAGGCUACUGUUUGGUAG
Drechmeria coniospora is the source of this 2334-nucleotide messenger RNA. RefSeq lists its product as uncharacterized. The transcript has a single exon. The record is from RefSeq and is a predicted model, not a curated record. Bases 1 to 2334 code for a protein of 777 amino acids. Lineage: Eukaryota; Fungi; Ascomycota; Sordariomycetes; Hypocreales; Ophiocordycipitaceae.